Molecule: messenger RNA, 688 nt
Organism: Brassica rapa (field mustard)
Lineage: Eukaryota; Viridiplantae; Streptophyta; Magnoliopsida; Brassicales; Brassicaceae
Source: RefSeq, a predicted model, not a curated record
UUGAUAUUAAGUGAUGUUAAUAUUUCUAAUUUAUUUAAUUGUAACAUGUACAAGGGUCAUAAAAUUCAUGCAAGCUGCAAAAAGACUUACUUUGAGAGUAAAGGAAGACUUCUUCUGGUUGGAGUAUGGCGCAACAUCAGAAACUUCCAAGUCAGGCCUGCUGGAGGAGCAUAUCGCACAACAAACCAUAUCUACAAGAUUUCAUUUAAUCAAGCAACAGUCGUUAGUCGGUCCAAUUUCAUGAAUGAUGACUUAUCUCUUAAUUUGGUCGAUUUUCAAAGCGUUCUAUCUGGAACUCUUGAUGAAAAAUACCUAAUAGAUGUGCUGGGCCAAGUUUUGGAUUGUGGUGCUGUCGAAACUAUUCAAUGUGCUGGUGGAAACCAGCGUAAAAAACUAGAGUUCACCCUAAGAGACAUCAAUGAUUCAAGAAUACCAUGCUGUAUUUGGGGCAAGUUAACCGACACUCUCCAUUCUGCCUGCAAUCAAGACGAUGGUUUGGUUACUUUGCUUCUGAGGUUUGCAAAAAUUGGAAAGUUCAGAGGUGCAUAUUUGAACUUCUAUAGAUUUCGUUAAAAAAAUAACAAUUAUUAUAUACAUAAGCCUGUAUAAUAUCUAAUCUACUAAAUCGUAUCCACAACAGGAGAAGUACAAAUCUCUAACUCCUUUGAUGCUUCUCAAAUGAUCAUCA